AUGCAGGCGGCCGGUACGCGCAUCCCCGUCGCCAGCCCGCGGCGGCCGUGGGCGAACCGGGCUGCUACCUCCAAGCGGCCCACCUCUUUCCUCAUCCAAGACAUUUUGCGCCAUGGUGGCGAGGGGGCUCCCGGCUCUCGGCUGGAGGGAGCAAGAAGCCCGGAGGAGGAGGAGGAGGAGGAGGAGGAGGAGAAGCAGCAGCAGGGGGCUUCGCUCUUGGACCCAACCCAGAGGGAUCGCCUUCCUGCCGGACUCACCAAAGCCCCUGAGAAGCCCUGCGAGCUGGACGCAGCAGAUUCACCUGCUGAGACCUCCCUGUCAAACUGUGAGAACCCUUCCAAAUCCUUGCCAGACCACCCGAGGCCUUUGAAGCAGCAGAAGCGUUCGCGUGCUGCUUUUUCUCACACUCAGGUCAUAGAGCUGGAAAGGAAGUUCAGUCACCAGAAGUACCUGUCUGCCCCAGAGCGAGCCCACCUGGCCAAGAACCUGAAGCUGACCGAGACCCAGGUGAAAAUCUGGUUCCAAAACCGCCGGUACAAGACCAAGAGGAAGCAGCUGGCCUCCGAACUCAGCGGACUGGAUAAGAGCUCUGUUAUGCCAGCCUUUAAAGACCAUGACUUGGCCCGGGCUUCCCUGGCCCUCUCUGUGUAUCACGGCUACCAGUACAAUCCAUAUCUAUAUUACUUGAAUGCCUGGAGUCCCAUCUUGUGGUAA
Messenger RNA from Euleptes europaea (tarantolino), 714 nucleotides. It is a transcript of the gene NKX3-1, whose product is annotated as NK3 homeobox 1. The transcript is spliced from 2 exons. Gene Ontology annotation, biological process: cell differentiation; regulation of transcription by RNA polymerase II. Gene Ontology annotation, molecular function: DNA-binding transcription factor activity, RNA polymerase II-specific; RNA polymerase II cis-regulatory region sequence-specific DNA binding. The coding region runs from base 1 to 714 and encodes 237 amino acids. NCBI's taxonomy places the organism in Eukaryota, Metazoa, Chordata, Lepidosauria, Squamata, Sphaerodactylidae. The record is from RefSeq and is a predicted model, not a curated record. Gene Ontology annotation, cellular component: nucleus.